Messenger RNA from Prosopis cineraria, 1304 nucleotides. RefSeq lists its product as uncharacterized. Bases 1 to 1137 code for a protein of 378 amino acids. The transcript has 7 exons. The record is from RefSeq and is a predicted model, not a curated record. Lineage: Eukaryota; Viridiplantae; Streptophyta; Magnoliopsida; Fabales; Fabaceae.
AUGGAGACACAGAGUGAAGAGUUUUCAAAAUUCAAGCUAUCAUUGGUUCAGUGGAGACCGGGGGGAAAUGGGCUUGGGAGGGGCGCAGGCCCAUGUGGGACUGUGCCGGCAACUGCAACGCCAUGUGGUUUUUGCUUUGGUGCCGGAGGGAAGGAAGAGAACGGAGCGUGCGGAGACAUCAUCGGCUUCGCUUCACCUCAAGCCUCGCAUCCAUUUCCUUCGCUCACAAGCGAAUCUUCCUCAAGUUUUAUACAUCGCAGCCCCAUUCUGCGUCAAACUCCAAGUCAAGUCUUUGUUGGAUCUGGCCGCCUCGAUAUGCAAGUAUCCCGAUGGCGAAACGUGUUUUCACUCAGGACUUACCUGAUUCCUUCACCAAAACUAGCACCGUCCCGAACCUUAGCGUUUCAUUCCACCCCUUUUUCGUGUCAGAAAUGGAAGAAUAAAUCUAACUCCAAUCAUAUCAGAUUUGUAGUGCGUGAAAAGCGCUCAGAUGCAAAGAAAGCUCUGAAAGAUCUCCUUUACAAUAGUGGGGCCUCCAAAUUUUCAUCUCAGAAGAAAGAAACAUGGAAACUUGAAGGGGAUCACGAUUGGUGUGAAGAUCAAGAAAAUUCAGGUGACCAUAAUAAUAAAGGUCAACCAAAGUCUCGUCGAAAGUUUGGAAAAUCAAAAAGGAAAACAAAAGGGAAAAUCAGAAGAGGGAGUUUCUGUGAGGACUUUGAUGAUCCUGAGACAAUCUUCUGUGCAAGAUUUGGUUAUAAAUCGUCAACCUGGUCCUUCUGUGACUGGCGGGGGUCUUCAUUUGAGAAUUCAACAUCUGGAUUUGAUCACAGGAGCUGGGCAAAUAGAAGUAGAACUAGAAAGUGGAACGGUGCUAGUGAUGCUGAGUCUUCAAGUGAUGUGGAGUCUGAUGAUGACAUCAAUUCAUGUUUUGUAGGUUUGCUUUCUGAUAGAACUAUCCUUGGUCUGCCUCCCACAGGUCCUUUAAAGAUUGAAGAUGUUAAAAAUGCCUUCCGGUUAUCAGCUUUAAAAUGGCAUCCUGAUAAGCAUCAAGGCCCUUCCCAGGUGAUGGCUGAAGAGAAAUUUAAACAGUGCGUGAAUGCGUACAAGUCGUUGUGCAGUGCAAUCUCCUCGGCGUAGUUUGGCAUGUCCUCAUUGCAAGAGAAACAGCUUAGCACUGGCCAGACGUGUGCUAAAAAUUUAUUUACUUUUUUUUUAAAAAAAAAGAUUGUAACACUUUUAACAGUUGUAUCUUUAUUAAAGAUUCGGUGUACAAAUUCAAUGUACAUUUUUAUUUUUCAUGCGAA